CACGACCUUCAUUCGUUCAACUUAACCUCAUCGGUCAAGAUUCCGGCUGCUCCUCGCUUCCUUCAAGGCCUCAAACAUCCUGGCGUGUUGAGGCGGCAACCCGACCUUGCCAGUCCAAGUAGCUGCCAACGCACCGUGCAGCUGAAGGCCUCACCGUCCUAAAGGAAGCCUUGUAAAGUUCUAGUACUGAGACUUACUAUAAGCUGCAGGUACUCGCCACCUUUUCCUACUCUCAACUGCCAACUUAUACCAUGAAAAUCACAACAACAUGGUCGCUGCUCCUACCACUUCUUUCGCUUGCAGUAUCAGCUUUGCCCAAGCCUCGUCAUGCAAAGCCUCCAGUAUGCAUCAUCGGUGCAGGUCCAUCAGGCCUGUCUGCAGCGGCAAAACUGGAGGAGAAAGGCAUCAAAGCCAUGAUUUUUGAUAAACAGGAAGAAAUUGGUGGUAAAUGUCAAGCAUGGUAUGACGAGCAAGGUGUCUUCCAUCCGCUUGGCGCCGCCUUCUUCUCGAACGCAACUUACACCGAGACCCUGAAGUUCCUUGACAAGACGAAUGUGACUUCCGAGCCCUUCGCGCUGGCUGGUGCGCGCGAAAUGUUUCGCUACAACUACACAAAUGGCGCGAUCGAAGCAAAUCCGACGCUGAUCCCGCAAUUUCUGGCAUCGUUGUCUGCCGAAAUUCCGCGUUACGUGGCGCUGUGGAAUCAACGGUUUCGACCAUAUAGUGUCGCUGGAUACAAGAAUGGCACGCCAGAUGAGUUUACUGUCUCUGGAUCUCAGUGGUUCCGCCAAAACAACUUCACGGCUCUUCCAAUUCUGCUCGUAAACCCAGUGGCAUUGUACGGAUACGGCGACAUCAACAUUGUCCCAGCACUUUAUAUCUUGCAAUACUUCACGCCGGAUAUUCUGACCGCUUUCAUCGGAUUACACGAAGUGUAUUACAUGGACUUCCACAAGAUGUUUUUGGAAUGGUCUGCGACACAGCUUUGCAACACACCUAUCAAGACCUCCGCCGAGGUCCGAUGCAUCGAUCGAUCUGGAAAGAACCCAGUGAUCAAAUACAUCGAACCAUGCGGAAACUUCUAUGAGUGGCGCAAGCAAGAGUGUAGUUCAAUUAUCUUCGCUUUUCCACCAAAUAUCGAGAACCUGGAAAGAGCCGGGUUGGACAUCACAGAAGAGGAGUACAACGUCUUUGCAAACGUUUCGACCAUCCAGUACUACUCUUCAGCGGUAGAGUUCCAGCUUCCGUUUGGCGUUUCCUACAUUGCAAACACUUCGUCACCGGUACUUCCUCCGCCAAACGACGGUGAGCCCGUUGCAGUGCUGCGCCUCAACGAACAGUCGAACGUUUCUGUUGCCUGGUCUUGGGGUCCAUACGAGUUCCAGACAGAAGAGGCUGCUCGUCGCUUGCUGAUCGAGAGCUUGUCAGAUAUCAAUAAGGACCCUCGCAAUGUUAAUGAGACCGCGAAGCCUCUCACCGGCAGUGAUGUCAAAGCCUUCAAAAAGUGGGACUACUUCCCACAUUUCGAUAGCCAGCCCCUCCGGGAUGGAGCAUACAACAAAUUUAACCGCCUUCAGGGCCAUAAGAAGAGCUACUGGGCCAGCGGACUCAACGGCAUGGAGAUCGUUGAGUGGGCCAUCCGUGGCGGGCAGGAUGUUGUCGAGUCCUACUUUUGAGGGCUCGCACCAAAUCUGUUGCAGUCGUUGGCCAACGACUUCAGCACGCAUGUGUAAGCCGGAAAUGGGAACACCCAAACAGGGGUAUGGCGGGAUGUUUGCGUUACGACUUUCCUGGCAUCGCGAUAUCGUAUUGACGACUUUAUGCCCACUUAGAGAUGAUACCUUCGCCUUCACUGAGCGUCACGAUUAUAUCCUUACGUCUACGAUUACUUGUUGCGGCUGCACUGGGAGAAUAUCUUACGAUCUGAACGGACUCGAAUUUAAUAAUAAUGCUACAUGUACAUAGCAUGGAUGACUGACACAAUAGUUUAUGUAGACACAAGUAUUAAGACUUUGGCACGCAG
This is a messenger RNA of Didymella exigua CBS 183.55, 2023 nucleotides long. RefSeq names its product FAD/NAD(P)-binding domain-containing protein. The record is from RefSeq and is a predicted model, not a curated record. Gene Ontology annotation, molecular function: oxidoreductase activity. The coding region runs from base 252 to 1676 and encodes 474 amino acids. NCBI's taxonomy places the organism in Eukaryota, Fungi, Ascomycota, Dothideomycetes, Pleosporales, Didymellaceae. The transcript has 4 exons.